AUGUCUCCCUCUCUCACCACCCUUCUCACCCUCCUCCUCCCGGUCCUCCCCCUCGUCACCGCCCAUGGCGCUAUCGUCCAAGCAACCGGCAACGCAGGCGGCUCCGGCAUGGCCCUCGGCAUCGACACCACCACUCCCCGUGACGGCACCCGCCGCCGUCCCUUCCAACAGGACUCCACCCGCUUCCGUGGCUCGUCUGCUCAAACCUUUGGCGAGACGAUCGGUGCCGGCGAUAACCAGCUUGAAGCCGGCACGAGGGCUAUUCUCGCUGAGACGGGAGACCAGCUUCCCCAGGUCACCCCAGGAGGUGAGGUCUCGAUGAUGCUUCACCAGGUCAACGCCGAUGGCGGUGGUCCCUACCAGUGCAUGAUCAAUGCCGAUGCCACAGGCCAACAAUGGUCCAACAUCCAAGUCACACAAAAUGUCCCAGGGCGCAACUCUCGCAAUCGGCAAGGACAAACUACCGCUUUCCCCCUGACGGCUAGCAUCCCCGCUAACCAGCAGUGCACGGGGACUGUCGCUGGUCAGGAGAAUGUCUGCCUUGUGAGAUGCCAGAACAGCGCCAGAGCUGGACCGUUCGGGGGUGUUGUGCCGGUGCAGAUGGCUGGCGCAGCUGGUAACAACAAUGCUGACAACAAUGUGGAGGUUGGCAAUGGAAACAACGGCACUGACACUGGAGCUGCGAACGCCAGACGCCUCCUCGCUCGCAGCGUGAAGGCGUCAGAGAUGAAGCUGCAGGCGCUCAUCCAGAGGGCGGUCGAGCUUGAUGGUGAUUUGAGGGAUCCCGAUGUGCUGGCUGAGUUCUUGGAGGACUUUGAGGCUUAAGCAAGGCUGUGUGGAUAUGGAGCUCCGGGGUGGAAAGAGCUGACGACACGAAACCGACAUGAACAAACAGGUGACUGGAUGGCAGGCCACCAAGGCACAACAUUCAUUUUUCCUAUGUCAUUUCCUGAUGGUCGAGAAACAUUUCUCCUUGUCUUGUUGGCACAGGUGGCCAAUGCCACACUCAUUGAUACCCAAGUAACUGGUCAUUUGUUUAGAGCAGAGAGUCUGUCUCUUAUGUAUAUGUGUAUAUAGCUUGCAUUUUGUUCCUGUACUUCUAGUCUUCUCAUUUCAAGUCGAAUAGAAGUCACUCCUUUCAAACAG
Messenger RNA from Podospora pseudocomata, 1146 nucleotides. RefSeq lists its product as uncharacterized. Bases 1 to 825 code for a protein of 274 amino acids. Lineage: Eukaryota; Fungi; Ascomycota; Sordariomycetes; Sordariales; Podosporaceae. The transcript is spliced from 2 exons. The record is from RefSeq and is a predicted model, not a curated record.